CAGCAGCAGCCUGACAGACGGACAGAGGCACAGCGAGCGGCAGCAGCUACCGCGGGACGCACCAGCAGGGAGACACCUUCUUCUCUUUAUUUAUUUAUUUAUUUGUUGUUUAUUUGUUAGUGUGGGGGGAGGUAUUUAUUAGUAAGAUGAACGGGAUAACGAGGAGUUUGUGCACGAUCGAGGACAUCAGAAACCAAGAUGCUGAGGGCUGCAGGCGACUCCGGCUCACGCUCCACGACCAGAGAGAGGCAGCUCUGAGGUCGGAGCAGCACACAGACAAGCCAAUCGACCGAGCUUUUGCUCUGGUGCAGCCCGCCAGCAACAAGACCCUUCUGAACCCCGAACCGGUCAAAUCCACAGAGAAGCAGGUGGAGAUCAUAAAGGUGUAUCUAGAGGCCCGCAAACAAGAGCAGCAGACCCAGCAACAGAGCCUGAAGAUGUUGUCAGAUGAAGUGUCACAGAUACAGGAGGUGAGGUACUGCCUGAAGUCUCUGAGGGAGCAGAUGGCGUCUAAAAACAAGCCGCACACAAACGGGUGGAAGGUCAGCAUUCCCUUCAGAAAGAACGGCUCGUCCGCUCCCAAAGGCGGAUCCAAAACCGACGGGCAGGACGCAGACGAUGAAGCAGAGAGAGACAAGCUGAGAGAGGUCAGCAAGCGUUUGUAUGCACAGCUGCACGAGGCGGAGAGGAAGCACCAGGAGGAGAGGGAGAGGCUGCAGGCUGAAGGCAGCAGGCUCAGGGAGCGUCUGAGCGAUAGGGAGGAGAAGUUACGGACCACGGAAGAGGCCGGCGAGAGGAAGGACAAACGCAUCGAGGAGCUGCAGAGGCUGCUGGGAGGGAUGGAGCAGGAGAGCGCCACCCUGAGAGAAACCAUCCGAAACCGCGAGGACGAGCUGCACGAGCUGAGGAGGAUCAGAGAGGAGGGUCACACGGGGCAGCAGAGAGCUGGACAGCUGGAGACGGAGGUGGCCAUUCUCAAAGAGAAGAUCCACCAUCUGGACGACAUGCUGAAAAGCCAGCAGAGGAAAGUCCGACACAUGAUCGAGCAGCUCCAGAACUCCCGCAUGGUGAUCCAGGAGCGCGACCGCGUGAUCAAGGAGCUGGAGGAGAAGGUGGCGUUCCUGGAGGCUGAGAAUCGAGAGAUGCGUGACCAGAUGGACUACUACCUGGGAGGGCAAAGGUCAAGCUCCUACCUGUCGGAGCGCAACGCCCAGAUUGUUUACAGCAAACCGCUCAAGCCGUCCAGCUCCUCCAACAAGCCACUUCCUUACAUCAAAGUCAUCGAGAUCAAGUCAUGAGGGAGCCGCUCGGAGGCGCCGGAGACGCAGAACCAUUCCGACAGCAGCUCCCAGAUCCGAGCUGAGCCUUCCUACAACUUUCACUGCUCAUCUGGAGAGUCUGAAGCGAGCCCGCUCUUGCAGGAAGCACGACUGUGUGUGUGUGUGUGUGUGUGUGUGUGUGUGUGUGAGGGGGGGGGGGGGGGGGGGGGUCCUUACGGUAGAUAUGUACUAGUGUGCUUUCAUGUCUGACUCGUAAUUCUGCCAGUUUCUCCUUGUUCUGAUCUGUUGAUGAUGUCAUAGUAACCGUUGCACCAAGGCUACUGACGUAGCAUCAGAAUGCUGUUGCUGUUGCUGACCUCCCCGUCGGGACAGGUCGCGACUCCAUUACUGUGUCCUGGUUCUGGUCGGGCACUCGGCAUUAACGGAGCGGGAUGUCAUUAAUUAUAAUAAUUAGGAUUUAAUGAAAGCGUCCUCUGAUCCUGUGAUAAUGACUCGUUGUGAAACUGUGAGGAAGCAGAAGGAAAGCUUACAUUUCACUUUACUGUAAAUAAGAUUCAUGAAUGUGAUCGGAUGUUUGAGUUUCUAACAACCCUGUCCUUUGUAUUUAUUUAUAAUAAUAUUAACAAUGAUAAUAAUUAAAGCCUACUGACUGUUUGGUAGAACAACUUUUUGUAUGAAGUACAUUUUGACCUGUUUUCUGUGGAUUUUCAGAAUAAAAGCUUAAAAUAUUUCA
Molecule: messenger RNA, 2013 nt
Organism: Nothobranchius furzeri (turquoise killifish)
Lineage: Eukaryota; Metazoa; Chordata; Actinopteri; Cyprinodontiformes; Nothobranchiidae
Gene: tuft1a
Product: tuftelin 1a
Biological process (GO): intracellular signal transduction
Cellular component (GO): intracellular anatomical structure
Source: RefSeq, a predicted model, not a curated record